Molecule: messenger RNA, 1796 nt
Organism: Cheilinus undulatus (humphead wrasse)
Lineage: Eukaryota; Metazoa; Chordata; Actinopteri; Labriformes; Labridae
Gene: plekhd1
Product: pleckstrin homology domain containing, family D (with coiled-coil domains) member 1
Exons: 15
Coding region: 131-1648 (505 amino acids)
Source: RefSeq, a predicted model, not a curated record
GUUUAGACAGAAGUGAAAUCAGAUGCUGGGCAAAAGAAGAUGAACCGUGGUGCUAAAGAACUACAAGGAGGGGAAGAAGAUAAAAUGAAGAAAACUAUGAGGGCUGAAGGGCGUGGGGAAAUCAGAGAGGAUGUUCACGUCUUCAUCCAGAAACUCUCUGUUCUCGCCCUGGUCGUCCAUGGAGCAGUCGGACUCUGAAGCGUUGGACAUCAGCACCAAGGUGCAGCUGCACGGGGUGCUGUGGAAGAGACCCUUCGGACGGCCGUCAGCCAAGUGGUCCCGCAGGUUCUUCAUCAUCAAGGACAGUUUUCUACUUUAUUAUGCUGAGAGCGAGAAGAGGAACUUUGAGACCAACAGAUACUUCAACAUCCACCCGAAGGGAGUCAUUCCUUUAGAAGGAUGUGUGGUAUCAGCCAAUGAAAACCUGGGCAUGCCAUUUGCCAUCGUGGUCAACCUGGACGACUUCACAGGUACCAUCGUCCUGGCUGCAGAGUCUGAGGAGGAGCAGGUCCAGUGGAUGGAGAUGCUGCACGAGUCUGGGAAAGUAACGUGGAAGAACGCUCAGCUGGGCGAGGCCAUGAUCGAGAGUCUGGAAGCUCAGGGGCUGCAGCUGGCCAAAGAGAAGCAGGAGUACCUGGACAAACUGAUGGAGGAGACGGAGGAGCUGAGUCACCAGAGAGCACAGAAAGAGGAGCUGGAGCGUCUGAAUCAGGUUCUGGAGGAGGAGAAGAUGAAGUUUGAGGAGGUGGUACUGGAGCUGAAGGCAGAGCAGGAGCAUAUCAAACAAGACCUGGACGGGACGGCUCAGUCGCUCAAAGGUGUGGAGAACGAGAAAAAAGAGCUGAGCAGUUUGACCGUCAAGCUGCAGAAAUCCAUCGAGGAGCUCUCUCAGGAGAAGCAGCGGACUCUGGAGCUGCUGGGAGUGAAGCACAACGAAGAGAAGGAGGUGAACGAGGCGUGCAGAACACCUGAGGACAGUGAGGAUCACGGAGACGUGGACCUGCUGCAGGACCUGAAACACAUUGAGGAGCAGAUGAAGAUCCUCCUGAAGGAGAAGGAGACGGCAGAGGAGAAGCUCAUGGAGAACGAGCAGCGAGCCAAAGUCCUGCAGCAGGAGAGAGAGUUCUACUCGUCUCAGGCUCGGACGCUGCAGCAGUCGCUCUCUCAGCUCACUGCAGACAAACAGCAGACGGAGGCUGAGCUCAAGGCAGAGAUCGAGUCCCGGAUGGAGCUGGAGAAGAGGCUGAAGCAGGCAGAGGAGGCUCUGCAGGAUCUGGAGAAAGGCCUGAACUCUCUGGACAGGAGCAAAGAGAGUGACGAGAAGAUGAAGGGAGACGUCACUCAGCUCAGGAGGUUCUUUGAGGAGUGCAUCUGUGCAGCAGAGAUCGAGGCGAAGCUCCCAGCGAUAAUGAAGAACGCCGUGUAUCUGCACAAAGCUGCUGCUCGAAGAAUCAAGAGCUGCAGGAUCCAAAGGAGAGCCUCCAGACGUCACUGGUUAAAACACUCCAAGUCAUUCGCCGUAGCCCCCGACGGCAACAUGGAGGAGCUGCGAGAGACGGCCAAACGACUGAGCACUGACAGCAACUUCAGAGAGAGCGUGUACAAGAUCAUCACUCGCAAAGACCCCAUGAACAAACUAGAGAACUGAGAGGAGAGAGAUUGAGUCUCCAUCUGUAGAAGAUCCUCUGUGCCUGAUCGUAAGAGCAUCCCCUCAUAUCGUAGGUUUGUUUUAGCUUAUUGACUUCUCUCUGACGAAGCCUGCAGACCAAAACAGCUGUUUAGAUGCACUGAGGCGG